Entamoeba invadens IP1 is the source of this 510-nucleotide messenger RNA. Its product is annotated as acetyltransferase C complex catalytic subunit MAK3, putative. Gene Ontology annotation, molecular function: protein-N-terminal amino-acid acetyltransferase activity. Lineage: Eukaryota; Evosea; Mastigamoebida; Endamoebidae. The transcript is spliced from 2 exons. Gene Ontology annotation, biological process: N-terminal peptidyl-methionine acetylation. Gene Ontology annotation, cellular component: NatC complex. The record is from RefSeq and is a predicted model, not a curated record. Bases 1 to 510 code for a protein of 169 amino acids.
AUGAAGAUCACCAUAGAAACGUACAAAGAUGAGAGUCAGAUAGAUUAUAUAAUGGACUUGAUGAAACGGACGUUGUCCGAGCCGUACUCCAUCUACACGUAUCGGUACUUUCUUCGCAACUGGCCUAAUCUUUGCUUUUUGGCUAAAGACGAAGACACAAAAAAGUACGUCGCUUGUUGCAUUGGAAAGCAAAGCCCUCAAAAUGGGAUCGAGCAGGGAUACCUCGCCAUGUUGAGUGUCGAGAAUGAGUAUAGACGAAAAGGCAUUGCUUCACAACUCUCCAUGAAACUCUUCCAAACAAUGAUAAACAACAAGUGCGACAAAAUUGUUCUUGAGACGGAAGCUGAAAACACAAGCUCGUUGGCACUGUAUGUCAAACUCGGCUUUGUCAAGGAACAACUCCUUUUGAAAUACUACAUGAACGGAAGCGACGCGUAUCAACUUACUUUGGCCAUUAACGAAAGAGGUAUAAGCAAACAACUCUCUACUGUCGUCGAUGAGGAUAAUUAA